GCAGAGAGACGCUGUGUAUUCUACGUCGACAGGCAAAGAAUUUUCCUUGUAAUUAUGGCAAGAACAAAACAGACCGCUCGUAAAUCCACCGGAGGCAAAGCGCCCAGGAAGCAGCUCGCUACUAAAGCUGCCCGUAAGAGCGCCCCAGCCACCGGCGGUGUGAAGAAGCCUCAUCGUUACAGGCCCGGUACCGUAGCGCUGAGAGAAAUCCGCCGCUAUCAGAAAUCCACUGAGCUGUUGAUCCGUAAGCUGCCUUUCCAGCGUCUGGUGAGAGAAAUCGCCCAGGACUUCAAGACUGAUCUGCGCUUCCAGAGCUCGGCCGUCAUGGCUCUGCAGGAGUCCAGCGAAGCUUAUUUGGUCGGCCUGUUUGAGGACACCAACCUGUGUGCCAUCCACGCCAAGAGGGUCACAAUCAUGCCCAAAGACAUCCAGCUGGCUCGCCGUAUUCGGGGAGAGCGCGCUUAAACCUGAUAGCGUCCCCCACAAUAAAGGCUCUUUUAAGAGCCACCACAAUUCCACUGAACGAGACAUUUCCCAUUGUUGUUUACUUAAUUACAAAGGUUUUUUGUGUGUUUAAGGAUGUGUUCUUUAUAAAUUUGUUAAUAUAUGCUAUUUUCUCUAUCAAAGUGUGUUAGGGAAGGCAUGGUGACGAUUUCAAGUAAUAACUUUUCAACGUAACACAGAUUUUUAUUUGUGAAGGUAGCAUAUGUGCAUAUUUUUUAACGUCAUCAAUUUACUUUUCUUCAGAUUUUCAAUGAGGAAAUGUUGUCUAAAGUUUUGCAUAUCAUGACCGGUACAUAAUGGCAGAAGCAUCGGAAACGGAAGACUAUAAGAUUAUAAACUAAGCACUAAAAUUGUUUAAAAAUUAAAAUUAUGUGCCUCAAAAAUAAAUGUAUAUUUUUAUGUA
Misgurnus anguillicaudatus (oriental weatherfish) is the source of this 907-nucleotide messenger RNA. Lineage: Eukaryota; Metazoa; Chordata; Actinopteri; Cypriniformes; Cobitidae. The record is from RefSeq and is a predicted model, not a curated record.